This is a messenger RNA of Neltuma alba, 1945 nucleotides long. RefSeq lists its product as uncharacterized. Gene Ontology annotation, molecular function: endonuclease activity. The record is from RefSeq and is a predicted model, not a curated record. Gene Ontology annotation, cellular component: preribosome, large subunit precursor; Las1 complex. The transcript is spliced from 9 exons. The coding region runs from base 176 to 1945 and encodes 589 amino acids. Lineage: Eukaryota; Viridiplantae; Streptophyta; Magnoliopsida; Fabales; Fabaceae. Gene Ontology annotation, biological process: maturation of LSU-rRNA; maturation of 5.8S rRNA.
UUCCGCAUCCCCGUAUCACAGACCAGCCGCUGCCAGCCGCCGUUGCUCUGCUCUCGCCGCCGUUCGGCCGUCCACCGCCAUCCAGCUACCCACCGUUCACCGUAGCAUCUCAGUCCUGACGUUCUCUGGGAGUGAUUUGAAGCUUGCUCCUUCAGGAUUGUUGAUCAAGUCUCUGAUGGAGUCGUUUUUAGACUUAAAUGAAAUAUGUGAGGAGCAAAAUUCGUCAUAUGCACUCAGAUUGGUGCCAUGGUUGAACUGGGAUGAAUGGGUUUUGGUUAAAGAUUCUCUAUUCUCAGAUUCCCCAGAUUCCAUUGCUUUUGCUCUCAAAAGAAUAUCGGCAUGGGAAAGUCGAGGAUGUUUACCAGCUGCGAUUGAGGCUACUGCUUCCAUCAUUGAAAUUCAACAGAUGGAUCCCUAUUUUAGGGUGGAUGAUGAUCAGUGUAAUGAUAAUUCUCAUUCCCUUUCAGAGAAGAUGCUUGCUCAUUUGUAUUGCAUGACAAUCAUUAGGCUUGUCAAUGGUGUUAUUGAAAAGACGCGUAAAAAAGAAGAGAAGUCCAUAGCUGUGGCAGCUGAGGAAAUUGGUAUUCCACGCACACUGAUUGAUAUUCGUCAUGAGGCAUCACAUCGUGGACUUCCAUCACUUCAACUUCUUCACAGUGCCUCAGUUAAGGCACUUGAUUGGUUGAAAUCUUAUUAUUGGGAACCUCAGACCAAGGCAAUUCCUUUUGAAGGUGAUGGAAAUGCAAAGGCUAGAAAGAAAAUCAAAUCCAAGUUUCAAGAACUGUCUUCCUACUUGAAAAGCAACCAGAGUCCCCAGUCUAAUAGUCCAAUACUCGAUGGAAAACGUUCUAAGAAACAGGUUUCUAAGAUAUUGAAAUCUCUUGUUCAGUUAUAUUCUUCCUACUCCUCAGAGAUUGUAGAUGCGUUGUUGGAGUAUUUGUUAAAAGCCCUGAGUUCUUCAGAACUAGUAGAGCAUGCGACACAUGCUUCACUUGGUCCAACCAUAAACAUUAUUUUGGCCAAUUGGAAGGUUGUCAUACGCAAAUUUUGGGAUAAGGAGCCGGAAUUACUUGUGAACCUUCUCAAGGAAGUACUCAUUAUGAUUGAGACCCAGGAAGCAAUGAAAUAUGAAGAAGAAAUACAAUGUAUAGGAACAUCACGUAGGGAAGGGUUUUGCCAGAUUGAUCUUCUUGCAUCUUUGUUUGAAUGGGUUGUUGGGAUUCUAAACAAAGUACCAUCUGCUAAAGCAAAUGUACCGAAAAGUGUUUUGCUUGAACUUGUACGAAAAUGUCUUCGAAUACUGCCUCCUAGCAAUAAGCAGCUAAUGGAUUCAGCCCUUCUCCUUGCAAAAUUGAUGGAUGAUAGCUCUUUAAUGGAGAAAGUUGAAAAGCUCUCCCAUGUCAUUCUAUCCAACUCAGUCAUAACCAAUGAUGAAAGCUCUUUGCCCAUGGCUUCAGUGAAUUUCCUUCAGAUGGAGGAAGAGAUACGGCAAGCUGCUAGAAAGCUGGAGUCGUUUAAACAACGAGUAACAAAGAGUAAAACAUCAUCAUCAAUGGAUUGCUUAACUGACGAGCCUCGGACAUGGGCUUUGGCUAAAGAAUGGAACCCAUGUCCAAUCGGCAUGUUGCCCCGCACUGCUGGUUCAUCUGGUUAUCUUCCUUCACUUGAUCGUAUUGAUAAUGGGAAAGACAUUCAUGAAUUGGAUAGGAAGGAGACUCAGAAACCAAUCAAACAUGGUGUCAAGAGAGAUGCCACUUUGGACCUUACGCUGCUUGAUGAAUCAACUCUUAAGAAGAUAAGAGAGGCAGGACAAGUUUCUGAAUUAGAGCAUGAUGUAUUACCACCAGUUAAAGCUAAGGGAUGCUUACUAAUAGAUGGGCUUUGGAAGAGUGUCACAGAAGAAGAGUUUCGAGCCAUUAAGUCGUCUGUGAGGAUUUUAGUUUAA